This is a messenger RNA of Nyctereutes procyonoides (raccoon dog), 3744 nucleotides long. RefSeq names its product myelin protein zero like 1 (gene MPZL1). The record is from RefSeq and is a predicted model, not a curated record. NCBI's taxonomy places the organism in Eukaryota, Metazoa, Chordata, Mammalia, Carnivora, Canidae. The transcript is spliced from 7 exons. Gene Ontology annotation, cellular component: focal adhesion; membrane; cell surface. Bases 1 to 1212 code for a protein of 403 amino acids.
AUGGAGAGAUCUGCGGGACUGGACCUCCGAGGCAGCGGAGACGGCGGCCGGUCGGCGGGACAGGCGGACACCCAGGCGGGCAGAGCGCCCGGCGGCAGGAGCCCAGCCCUCGGGAGACCCCGGCCUCCAGCGCCGGGAGAAGGAGCCUGGGCCGCGGGGCGGGCCAAUGAGCGGGCCGCGGGGGCGGGCGCGGGGCGGGGACUGCCGCGGGGGCCAGCGGCGGGGAGCGCGGCGUGGAGGUGCCAGCGGGCGCGGGCGCGGGCGCGGGCGCGGGCGGCGGCGGCGGCGGCGGCAGCGAGGCCGAGGUUCCUCCCGCAAGCCGAGCGGGGUGCAGUGGGGCCGGCGGCCCAGAGGCGCGGCGGCGGCGGCGGCGGCGGCGGCGGCAGCGGCGUUGGGAGGACGAUGGCAGCACUCGCGGGAGCCGCGGCCGUGCUUGCAGCCGCAGCCCGCAGGCGCUGGCUGUGGCUGGUGCUGGCGGCGGUGCUCGGGCUGUUGACCACUGAUGCGUCAGGCUUGGAGGUGUAUACCCCAAAAGAAAUCUUCGUGGCAAAUGGGACGCAAGGGAAGCUGACAUGCAAGUUCAAGUCUACUAACACUACGGGCACAUUGACCUCGGUCUCCUGGAGCUUCCAGCCAGAGGGGACCGACACCACUGUGUCGUUUUUCCACUACUCCCAAGGACAAGUAUAUCCUGGGAAUUACCCACCAUUUAAGGACAGAAUCAGCUGGGCUGGAGACCUCGACAAGAAAGAUGCAUCAAUCAACAUAGAGAAUAUGCAGUUUAUACACAAUGGCACCUAUAUUUGUGAUGUCAAAAACCCUCCUGACAUUGUUGUGCAGCCAGGACACAUUAGGCUCUAUGUUGUAGAGAAAGAGAUCUUGCCCGUGUUUCCAGUUUGGGUGGUGGUGGGUAUAGUUACUGCUGUGGUGCUAGGUCUCACUCUGCUCAUCAGCAUGAUCCUGGCUGUCCUCUAUAGAAGGAGAAACUCUAAAAGGGAUUAUACUGGCUGCAGUACAUCAGAGAGUGUGUCACCGGUUAAGCAGGCUCCACGGAAGUCCCCCUCCGACACAGAGGGUCUAGUAAAGAGCCUGCCUUCUGGAUCCCAUCAGGGCCCAGUCAUAUAUGCGCAGUUAGACCACUCUGGUGGACAUCACAGUGACAAGAUUAACAAGUCAGAGUCUGUGGUGUAUGCGGACAUCCGGAAAAAUUAAGAGAAGACCCAGAACAUAUCCUAAGCAAGAAACUAAUCAAACAGGACGCUUGUGCAGAGAAUGUAACCCAUAACCACAUGUGGCCUUGGAGACCUGGGCAAGGACAAGCACAUGUUUAUUCAUGGAUGGAGAAAAAGAUGUGUAUAAAGGAUAUGUAUAAAUAUUCUAUUUAAUCUGAUAUGGGGAGCCAAUGUUGCAUGAUGAGAAGAUGGUAUGAUUCUACAUAUAUAAAUUGUCUUGCUGUUUUGUACUUUCUUUCAAGGUUGUUUACAGUUGGGAAAAGUCAGAAACAUUCUUGUCACUGUCAUUUAGAUGUGGUUUGCCUUAAUGGAGACGGUAGCAGAUCUUUAGUAUUCCAGUAGACAUGGCCCUUUUAUCUAAGGGCUUAACCAGUCUUAGCAUUUAUCGUGGUUGGAGAGUGGAGACACAGAUGGAAGUGUGUCCAGGGUGGCCUCUAACCCAGUGUCAGCACCACCUAUUUGGCUGUAGGUUUUAGAAAGCCUCCAUUAGCUGUGCCGCUUGAACCCAGUUUGAGAAGUUUUUGUGAGUGGUUUUUUUUCCCUCUAAAAUACAGGGUGGUUUUUUGCUUUUAUAUGUUGUGAGACCGACGUUAAUGUUAAACCGUUUGUCCUAUCAGUUUGUGGAUUCGUCCUAGCAAGACCAGCAAAGGAUAAACGCCAAGGUCACGUCUUUCUAGGUACUUUUAGAUCAAUACCAUAUACAUAAUUGAAGUAGGAAACCCAGCCUCGCUUGAGUACUGUACCAUUUGUGGAGUAAAAGGUACCCUUACAGUCUUUGCCUAAGACCUUCCUGCUUGAAAUAAGGGUCCCCAUACAGCCAAAGGAGAGGAGUUUUAUUUCCUUUUAAGUAGGCACAAAUGGGAUAAUUACAAAGCCAGCUUGUAGCGUCUCAGAGCCCUCUCUAGAGAGUCCUCUUUAUAGAGGGUUGCGUGGUGAUUCUGGCAAGAAGCAUUAGUCAUGGCUCUGUAAUAGCUUCACGGCGCCUCAAAGGUUAAGGAUAGUCUAGGGUAUUUUUUGUUUUUUUUUUUUUUUGUGUGUGUGUGUGUGUGUGUGUGUUUUAAAUCAGCAGGGAGGGUUAUUAGCACUUCUACUUUGGAAAUGUCUUACUGUUUUGGAGUUUUGGAUAGGGUUCUUUUGAUUUUAUUUCCCUUUUUUGUUUUUACCUCUUUUUUUUUUUUCCUUCACUUUUUCCCAUUGUGUCGAAUUGGUAGACAACGAGAGGAGGAAAAGUUUGGAUAUUCCUUCCAAGAGUUCAUUUUCUUCCACUGACUACCCUCCUUCCCCCAUCUCAAGCUUAGGAGUUUUUAUCUUUUACUGGGAAUGAAAAACAUGGUGAAGGUCACCCAACAUUUAUAUGGUCAUUACCCCCUUUCUGGAUGAUUUGGUUGUAACAGAAUUUCUUUUCCGCUUAAGAGGACGUGAAAGCCCCCGGUAGGGCGAGGACGCUGACCUGCUGGUCGCAGAGCACACCCGGUGGUGCUCGCCUUCGCCUUCCUCCCGCAGGGCGGCUCCCCCGCCUCCCCUCUAAUGUCACUCCCCGGGCGCGCCCCACCCCGAAGGGCGCGCAGGUAAAGGUGUGCACGCGGGGGCAAAACAGCCAGGGCGCGUGCGCCUCGGAACCGGCCUCCCGUCCGUCCGUCCUGCUGUCCGUCCGUCCACGUGGACUUUUAUUUCCCGAGGAGCCCUUGGUGGUGGCGGCUCCGCUGCCCCAGCUCGCGGGGGUCGGGGCGGGGUCCGGGCCCGGCUGCCCGGAGGAGGAAAGCAGGGCCGCCAGGCCGAGCUCAGGCCCCGCGCCCGCGGGGGGCGCCCCUGCCCCCCAGGCCUUUGCAGCGCCCCUGCGGGGAGUGGCGGUGACCGGGUCGCGCUGUCCCUGCUGCGCCUCCGCCUCGUGCGGCCGCCCGAGCCCGAGUGUGCCCCUUUAUAGGUGUCACGUUAACUGACAGGCACUUUUUACCGAGAAAAGGGGCGUCCUUUUCCCCGCGGGGCCCCGACUACCGCACGCGGCCCUAAAGCCUCCUGAUUGGCCUCCCUCGCCCGCGCCUGCAGCCCGGCCCCCGCCCAGCGCGCCCUCGGGCGCCCCCUGCCGGCUCGCCCCGCCCCCAGCCGGGCACCUGGCGACAGGACCUCCUGGCUGCGGUCGCGCAGCUGGGGCGGAGCGCCUGGGGUCGGGGCCUUUUCCUGGCCUCCUCUGGGCUUUUUGGUCCCUUCUGUCGCCUCGUCCCAGUGUUCCCCUGCCUGGCCACGGAUGGCAACAGUGGGGGCUGCUUUCCGGGUGUCCGAACGGCCCUUUCCCUAAUCAUUGGCAGAAUGAGACCUCUUAAAAUUGUGUGUGAUAAGGGGCCACCUAGAUGGAAUUUCUUAGAGGUGAAAAUCCCAAACCACCUGUAGGUUUUCAGUGGAAAUGUAUCCAGCUAGGGAAAAAAACCAUCAAGUUCAUUAUUAGUUUUUUGUUUUUUCUUCUUCAAAAUUGUACUUUUGUGAAUGUUUUAAUACAUCUUUUUCAAUUACUGAA